AUGUCAGAUUAUCAUUCCCGACACACACGUUUGCAACUCGCACCAUAUAAGCUUGACUUCUCUCUCGGCUCCCUAAAAAGAGUUGCGGCCAACGUAGCAGUCAAGGCAUUGUGUCUUAUCGGACGCAGUACCACGCUCCCGGAACUCCUUGAAGUCUUGGUUGAUACGAGCACCAAGGAGAAACCAUUUUUACAUCUUUAUAUUGGUUUUGGCCACAUGCCAAAACUAGGGGCUCUGCUGGCAGCUGCCUGUAUUGUGCAUUCAGAACCCGUCGUCAAAUCUCCCGAAUUUCAGGAGUUUGGAACUAUCAAUCAUGCGUAUAGUUCGGUCCAGGUGGGAAAUCUUGCUUCAGCCAGUCGGGAGGUAACAACAUUCAAUGUUCCAGGAGGAAGGUACGUAUGAAUGUCUCUUGAUUCCAUGCAGGAUGAAGGUGCCAGUCUUACCAACACCUAGAUUCAUAUAUGCCCCUUUCAUGCGUAAGAUUUCACACCUUCCCUUCCGUACCUUCAUGAAGUGCGCAACUCGCCGAUUUCUUCGACAGUAAUAUCCUUAUCACCCCAAUGGAAACACGCAGCAGAUGGUCUCCGGGUGCAUAACGCAUACUCAACAUUCAUGGAGAGAUCUAUCAAUUUAACCAAGGACAUGGAUUUAUUUCAUCCGUUUAUCUAUCAGAAUUACGCGAAUGUCAGCCAGGAUGUUUUUGGGGGGUAUGGCGAGCAUAAUCGGGCGAGGCAGUUGGAGAUUCAGGGGAAGUAUGAUCCUGAGAGGGUUUUUGCUAACUUAACGCAUGUUUGGCUCACGAAGCAAAUACUUUUGCAUGCAAUUCUUUUAUAA
This is a messenger RNA of Hymenoscyphus albidus, 834 nucleotides long. The record is from the annotation of a GenBank genome assembly. NCBI's taxonomy places the organism in Eukaryota, Fungi, Ascomycota, Leotiomycetes, Helotiales, Helotiaceae.